Molecule: messenger RNA, 1256 nt
Organism: Apis dorsata (giant honeybee)
Lineage: Eukaryota; Metazoa; Arthropoda; Insecta; Hymenoptera; Apidae
Product: heparan sulfate 2-O-sulfotransferase 1-like
Exons: 6
Coding region: 227-1141 (304 amino acids)
Cellular component (GO): membrane
Molecular function (GO): sulfotransferase activity
Source: RefSeq, a predicted model, not a curated record
UCCGCAAUUUCCAACUGUUGGUGGGAGUUUAGAUGAAGAUGUGGGGAUUAAGCGGUACGAAGUCUCUGACCCACUGACAUUCUCUUUAGUUACUUGGUAGACACAAACGUCGAUAAUUUGUGACUUUCAAGACUUUCAAUGUCCGUAAUCAGGAUUAUUGGUAGAAUAAUAUUUAAGAAAAGAAGGUAGCCACCUUCGAAAGGAACAAACGAUCGAUCAUUUUGAGAUGCGGUUUAAUCGCGGCUUGGUAACUAGUGUCGCUGCUUGCUUAACAGUUUUCUUCAUCAUUUUAAAUUUAAAAUCAACUAUAGAGACUGUAAACAAUUCAGGGAUAAAUAUAAAAGAGCCAUACGUUGGGGAACAUAAUAUCCACAAGGAUCAGACGUAUCGAUAUGUUACCCCCUCUCUCGCGGAAUUAGCUGCUCGUGGAGCUUUGCCGAAAAUGAAUAAACAUAUUUUAAUGCUUACUCGUGUACCCGAUGCCGGAGCCGAACUGUUUGUCCUGUUGCUACAACGUUUGCAGGGUUACAAUGCAUUUAAGCAUAUACGAUUACCACCCGGUGAUCACGGGCUUCUAUCAACUUUGCAAGAGGAACUUUUAGUAGAAGAAAUUACUAAUAUCAUAAGGCAGGAAGCGAUUCCUUUAAGUUUCGACGGGGAUGUUAGAUUCUUAAACUUUUCAAAGUUCGGGCGAGAGUCUCCGUCAUUUAUUUCUUUAGUAAGGAAUCCUAUAGGAGUACAAAAUUUUCUGAGAUAUCACGAGAGACGAAGAAAUAUGGUGGAAAGUAGAGCCAUACCCAUAUUUUGUGGCCAAGAUCCUCGAUGCUCAGAAAUAAAUAAUAAAUGGGCGUUACAACGGGCCAAAGCGAAUGUCGUUGAAUGGUAUCCUGUUGUCGGAAUAUUGGAGUACAUGGAACAAUCGAUAGAUAUACUAGAAUACAAAUUUCCAUAUUUCUUUCGAGGUGCUAAGCAUAGUUACAAAAAAAUCCAAUCAAAAAAUAAACAUUUUCCCGAUCCCACACUUGUGUUAAAUUCUCAAGAAGGCUAUAAUAUUUUGUCUAAACUCUUUGAGGAUGAAAUAGAGUUUUAUCAAUGGUUGAAAUUACGACUUUUAAACGAAACAAUGAAGAAGAAACGGUGAUGGGAACUAAUAUUCGUCAAGAAAGGAAAUUUUCUCACGUUUGUUUCGAAGAUAGAUACCAAAGAUAAUUAAUAUAAAAAAAAAAAAUUAUUUCCUUACAAAAAGGAAUAUAACA